Dentiscutata heterogama is the source of this 3567-nucleotide messenger RNA. The record is from the annotation of a GenBank genome assembly. Lineage: Eukaryota; Fungi; Glomeromycota; Glomeromycetes; Diversisporales; Gigasporaceae.
AUGAGCUUAGGUUAUAAACGUCCUUUGGAAAAAGAAGAUCUAUACAUGCUGAAUGACGCGAGAACUUCUAAAAUUCUUACCGAUAAAUUCGAAGUAGAAUGGAAAAAAGAAACUCAAAAAGUUUCCUUGGGAAAAAAACCAUCUUUAGUAAAAGCUUUAUAUAGAGUCUUAGGGACUAAAUUUUUCUUGGCAGGCGUUUGUAGAAUUGUUAGUGAUGUAAUAGCAGUUCUUUCGCCUUUAAUUUUAAAGUUAAUAUUGAAUUUUGUCACUGAAGCGUAUACUUCAAACUUUGUUAAUGGCUCGCAACCACCUGCUUAUGUUGGCUAUUUAUUAGCCGUCUCCAUGUUCUUAAUGCAAAUGUGUGUUACCAUAUUACAAAACUUAUAUUUUUAUUUUGCAAUGGAAACCGGUGUCCUCUCUCGCUCUAUUCUUAUAACUGCAAUCUAUCGAAAAGCUUUAGUAAUAAGUGGAAAAGCUAGAAGUUUAUUUACUAAUGGAAAGAUUACUAAUUUAAUGUCUACUGAUACUACACGUAUAGACUUUGUAUGUGGUUACUUUCACAUAAUGUGGGCUGCUCCUAUUCAAAUUUGUAUAGCAUUAGGUUUAUUAAUAGUAAAUAUUGGUCCAUCUGCAUUAGCUGGUUUUGCUUUAUUAGUAUUAGUAGGUCCCUUGCAAGGAAAGGUUAUGUCAUUAUUAGCACGUAUCAGAGUUAAAGCUGCUGCUGUUACCGAUGAAAGGGUAAAAUUAACUCAAGAAAUUUUAAUGGGAAUUAGAGUUAUUAAAUAUUACGCUUGGGAAGAGAGUUUCGCUGAUGCUCUUCAUAAAUUAAGAAAUAGAGAAGUCAGUUUGGUUAGAUUCUUGUUAAUUAUUAGAGCUGCUAUUAGUGCAUUUAUAACAUUUUCAUUAACUGGAGGCGAACUCACCGCUGGAAUAGUAUUCUCUUCUUUGGCAUUAUUCAACAUUCUUCGAUUACCUUUAAUGUUUAUACCAAUGGUGAUAGCUUCUGUUACUGACGCUUAUGUAUCAGUUAAUCGAAUAAAUGAAUUUUUACAAUCUGAUGAAUUAUCAGUAUUACCAGAAAUCGAUCCUAACGAACAAUAUGCUAUUAAAGUUACUGAUGGUGAAUUUAUUUGGGAAAGUGCUCCACCAGAAGAAAUUGUUAAUAAAUCAAAAAAGAAAAAGAAAAAAGAAAAAAAAUCUAAAAAAAAUCUUAAAAAAAAGGAUAAAAAUGAAAAUGAUUCUUCAAAUAACGUUGCUAAUGAAAAAGCUCCUGAGGAUACUUCUGAUACUUCUACAGCUUUAACUCCUGCUGAUUCGGCUGAAAAUCUUGAAAAUUCUAAACCAUUUACUCCAAAAUCUCAACUUCGUAAUGUUAAUGUUUUAAUACCUCGUGGAAAGUUGAUUGCCGUUAUUGGUUCCGUAGGGUCUGGAAAAUCUUCUCUAUUAUCAGCUCUGGUUGGUGAAAUGAAAAGAAUUAAAGGAGAAGUCGUAUUUGGUGGAAAUGUUGGUUAUUGUCCUCAAUCUGCGUGGAUUCAAAAUGCCACACUCAGGGAUAAUAUUAUUUUUGGAUUACCUUUUGAUGAAGAAAAGUAUCGACAAGUGGUUAAAGAUUGUUGUUUAGAACCGGAUUUGAAAGUUUUACCUGCUGGUGACAUGACCGAAAUUGGUGAGAAAGGAAUUAAUUUAUCCGGAGGACAAAAACAACGUGUUAACAUCGCAAGAUCUGUGUAUUAUGAUGCUGAUAUUGUGUUAUUAGAUGAUCCAUUAUCGGCAGUCGACGCACACGUUGGAAAGUAUUUAUUCACACAAUGUAUUCAAGGUGCACUUGCCAACAAAACGCGUAUACUUGUUACGCAUCAUUUACAUUAUCUACCGCAUGUCGAUUAUAUAAUAUGUAUGGAAGAAGAUGAGGAAAAAGUAUCAGACGAAAAAGAAAAUAAUAAAGAUCAAAAUAUUGUUUUGUCUAAAGGGUUAAUGUCAACGGAGGAACAAUACAGAGGAGCAGUGAAUAAAGAUGUAUAUUUGGCAUAUAUUAGAAAUGCGGGAGGAAUGUUAUUGAUACCUUUUGUUAUUUUCUUGCUUAUUAUGAUGCAAGUAACAAAUAUUGGAAAUAAUCUGUGGCUUUCGUACUGGUCCAGCAAUACGUUUAACCUUUCAUUAGGGAUUUAUAUUGGUGUUUAUUGCGCAUGGGGAGCUGCUCAAGGAAUUUUUAGCGUUAUUUGUGGUAUCGUAUUUUCUUAUAGUGGUGUCGGUUCAGCUAAAAAAUUACAUAAUAACGCAAUUAAACGUGUAUUAAGAGCACCAACAAGUUUUUUUGAUACCACUCCUUUAGGAAGAAUUAUUAAUCGAUUCAGUAAAGACGUCGACACAUGUGACUCAUUACUUUCUGAAUCAUAUCGAAUGUUUUUAAUGACCUUUUCAAGCGUUAUUGGAACUUUUGUUUUAAUCGUAAUAGUAUUUGUGUGGUUCCUUAUCCCAUUGGUUCCUUUGCUCGUACUUUAUUAUUUUGCGGCUCUUUAUUAUCGGUCGACUAAUCGUGAGUUAAAACGUCUUGAUUCAGUAUUAAGAUCCUCACUAUACGCUCAUUUUUCCGAGACACUUACGGGAUUACCGACUAUUCGCGCUUAUCGUGAACAAACAAGAUUUUUGAGAAAUAACGAGACGUACUUAGAUAUCGAAAAUAGAGCAUACUUUCUCACUAUUUGUGUUCAACGAUGGCUCUCAGUGCGCCUUGAAACCAUUGCAAAUUUAUUAGUAUUUUUUGCAAUUUUGAAAGGUGUCUCAAUUGAUAUUAUGGCAGCUGAAAAAGUUGGAAUUGUUGGUCGAACUGGAUGUGGAAAAUCAACGUUGGCAACAUCAUUCUUUAGAUUUGUUGAACCAACUUCUGGAAGUAUUGUAAUUGACGAUGUUGAUAUCAGUACUAUUGGAUUAAGAGAUCUUAGACGUAAUAUUACUAUAAUACCUCAGGAUCCCGUACUAUUUAAUGGUACUAUAAGGAGCAAUUUGGACCCAUUCAACGAGCAUACCGAUCUCGAUUUAUGGAACGCACUUCGUCGCGUACACUUAGUUAAAAAUUCAGAUCCUACUUCAGAAAAAGAAGACUCAGAAAAAUCAGAAAUUAUCCUUACUGUUUCUGACCAGACAAAUAACAAACAAGAACCAAUAACACUUGAAUCACCUGUCAAAGAAAAUGGAUCAAAUUUUUCUCAAGGUCAACAACAACUGAUUGCAAUGGCUCGAGCAUUAGUUCGUCAUUCAAAAUUGAUAAUAAUGGAUGAAGCUACUGCGAGUAUAGAUUUUAGAACUGAUCACCUAAUACAAACUACAAUUAGGAAAGAGUUUGAAGAUAGUACUGUAAUCACUAUUGCACAUAGGUUACGAACUGUUGCAGAUUAUGAUAGAAUUCUGGUUAUGGAUGCUGGAGAAGUAGCCGAAUUCGAUGCUCCAUACUUACUGAUGCAAAAACCCGAUGGGUUGUUUAGAGGAAUGUGUGAAAGAAGUGGUGAAUUUGCAGAAUUAAUGGAAAUUGCUAAACAGAAAUAUGAGAGUGUGCAGUCGACACAUUGA